Messenger RNA from Didymodactylos carnosus, 3669 nucleotides. NCBI's taxonomy places the organism in Eukaryota, Metazoa, Rotifera, Eurotatoria, Philodinida, Philodinidae. The record is from the annotation of a GenBank genome assembly.
AUGAAAAAUUUACCACUUUUUAAGAAGAAAGCGCCUGAGGAGCAACAUCGUACAAUCAAAGCGAAUGAUCGUGCAAAUAAUGCACUCAAACAAUACGCUCUUAUACCUCAAAUUAGUUCACUUCAACCAAUUACCACAAUAUUACCACUUGUUUUUGUAUUAGCACUAACAGCUAUCAAAGAUGCAUCAGAUGAUAUCUCAAGGCACAGAAGUGAUAGAGAAGUUAAUAAACGUCCGACUAAUGUUCUUUUGGACGGAAAACUUGUGAAAGAGAUAUGGGCAAAAAUUAAAGUGGGUGAUAUGAUUAAACUCUCAAACAAUGAUUUUGUGACGGCAGAUCUUGUACUUAUAUCAACUAGUGAACCGAAUGGAUUAUGUUUUAUUGAAACAAGUGAAUUAGAUGGUGAAACUAAUCUCAAAGUUCGUCAGUCAUUAGAAGAAACAUGUGAUCUAAAAGAUAAUAUAGAAGAAUUAGCUAAAUUCGAUGCUGAAAUUGAAUAUGAAGCACCAAACAAUAAUUUAAGUCGUUUUGAAGGUAAUUUAAAAUGGCAAGGUAAUACGUAUCCAUUGAAAAAUGAAAAUAUUCUGCUACGCGGUUGUCGAUUAAGAAAUACACAAUGGGCAUUCGGGAUUGUCUGUUAUGCUGGACCCGAUACAAAACUGAUGAAAAACAGUGGCAAAGCAAAAUUUAAACAAACAAAAACUGAUCAUUUACUAAAUCGAAUCAUUCUGGGAAUUUUUAUGUUUUUGUUAAUUAUGUGUGCUAUAAUGACAAUUUGUUGUGGUUUUUGGGAAUCAUUUGUUGGAUAUUAUUUUCGUAUUUAUUUACCAUGGGAAAACUAUAUUAAAGAUGAUCAACGUGUUGGUGCAUUAGAAAAAAGUUUACUCGUAUUUUUAUCUUAUAUAAUUAUACUGAAUACUGUUGUACCCAUAUCACUUUAUGUUAGUAUUGAAUUUAUCCGUUUAUUACAAUCAAAAUUUAUUGACUGGGAUAUUCAGAUGUAUUAUGAACCUAACAAUGUGCCAGCUCAAGCACGUACAACAACUCUUAAUGAAGAACUUGGACAAAUUGAGUACAUUUUCUCAGAUAAAACUGGAACUUUAACUCGGAAUAUCAUGACAUUUAAUAAGUGUUCGAUACGUGGUAAACUUUAUGGUUAUGUAACAGAUGAUGCUGGUAAUGAAACUCAAGACCAGGAGAAAACGAAACCAAUGAAAUUUGAAGAAGCUGAGGAAGACUUUGUUUGGUAUGAUAAAAAAUUACCUGAUGCAAUUAAAGAAGGUGAUGAGGAUGUGAACGAAUUUUUUACUGUAUUGGCACUUUGUCAUACAGUAAUGCCAGAAGUAAAAGAUGGUAAACUUAUAUAUCAAGCGCAAUCACCAGAUGAAAAUGCUCUGGUAUCAGCAGCAAGAACAUUUGGUUAUACGUUCAAAGCACGUACUCAAAGUAGUAUAACAGCAAAACUAUUAGAUAAAGAAGAAACGUACGAAUUAUUAUCUAUUCUUGAUUUUGACAAUGAUCGUAAACGAAUGUCGGUUAUUGUAAAAAAAGACGGAAAAAUAAUGCUCUAUUGUAAAGGUGCAGAUUCAAAAAUAAAAGAACGAUUAGAUCAAUCUGAAAAUGAAAUUAUGCAAGAAACAGACGAACAUUUAAAUAAAUUUGCCAACGAUGGUCUAAGAACAUUAUGUCUCGCAUAUAAAGAAUUGAAUGAAGCUGAUUUUGAUGCAUGGAAUAAAAAGUUAAAUGAAGCAAACAUGGAAAAACGUGAAGAAAAAGUGCAUGAAACAUACGAAGAAAUAGAAAAAGAUUUAAAAUUACUUGGUGCUACAGCUAUUGAAGAUAAACUACAAGAUGGUGUACCUGAUUGCAUUUCUCGAUUAGCAAAAGCUGGAAUUAAAAUAUGGGUCUUAACGGGAGAUAAAGUUGAAACAGCUUAUAACAUUGGUUUAUCAUGUCGUUUAUUAACUAAUGAUAUGGAUAUUAAAGUAAUAGAAGAUGAUAGCGAAAAGGGUGUGGCUGAAAAAUUAGAACAAGUUCGAAAUGAAAUGAUUGAUAAAAUUGAACAAUUAUUUAAUAUUAAAAUCGAAGAUAGAAAAAAACGUUUAAAUUGGAAAGAUUGGGGUAUUGAUAUAAUGAAAUUUGAUCAACAUCGACAAGAUACAAAUGAAACUAGUCCGAAUAAUAAAAAUGAAACUAAUCCAAAUAAUAAUAAUAAAAAUAGUCCAAAUAAUAAAAAUAAAAAUCCGAAUGAAGGCAUUAAUAAUACAGGUCAACAGGGACAGACAACCCUGAAUGAAGGUGCUAAUACUCGAGAAGAAUUUGAUGGUUUUGGCUUAUUAAUAACGGGACAAGCGCUAGUACACGGCCUAAAUGACAAAUUAAAACUGAAAUUACUUGAAUUGGCUACAAUGUGUAAAGCAGUGGUUUGUUGUCGAGUUACACCUUUACAAAAAGCGCAAGUUGUUGAAUUAGUUAUUGAAAAUGAAAAAAAAAUUACAUUAGCCAUUGGCGAUGGUGCCAAUGAUGUUUCAAUGAUUCAAAAGGCUCAUAUUGGGGUUGGUAUCAGUGGAGAAGAAGGACGACAAGCUGUCUUAGCCAGUGAUUAUAGUUUUGGACAAUUUCGUUAUUUGGAACGUUUAUUACUUGUACAUGGACGUUGGUCAUAUCUUCGAAUAAGCAAAUUCUUGCGAUAUUUUUUCUAUAAAAAUUUUGCAUUUACAUUGUGUCAGUUUUGGUUUGCCUUUUUCUCGGGGUUUUCUGCUCAGUCGGUUUAUGAUCCAUUCUUUGUUGCUACAUACAAUAUGUUUUUUUCAUCUUUACCCGUAUUAGCAUUGGGCAUAUUUGAUCAAAUAUUUGCUGAAAGUGUUAUUCAUGGUAUUUUAACAUCAUGUGUGAUAUUUUUUGUCCCCUAUUUGUCCGCUUCAAACAGUACACGACCAGCCGGUAUGACGCAGGCUGAUUUACAAAGUUUUGGUUUUAUGAUUGCCACAAUAAUGGUUAUUAUUGUUAAUCUUCAAAAUGCACUUGAAAUGUGGUAUUGGACGGGGAUGUAUCACUUUGUAUUAUGGGGCACAAUUGUGAUCCAUUUCUUGUUUCAUUGUGCAUUGUAUAGUACACUUAUUUGGAAAAUAUUUAAAACAAAUUAUUUUUAUGUAGGAGUAGCACAGGCUGUAUUAACAACUGGAAAUUUUUGGUUUACUUUAUUUCUUACUUGUGCAAUACUGUUGUUACCGGUAUUUGCUAGAGAAUUUUUUCGUAUGCGUUUUAUGCCCACUAUGACAGAUAAAGCUCGUCUAAAUCGAAAAUAUCGUGUUGAGGAAAAACAAGCAUUUAUUGAGCAUAUUCAUAAGUUAAAAAAGCAAGUCAAACGCCCAAUCAGAUCUGGUUAUGCAUUCGCUCAACAGGAAGGUUGGGGUCCGUUGAUUACUUCUGGUCGUAUGAUGAGUCGGCGUCAAUUUCCUGCAAAAGAAAUAACUCCAAGUCCGUCAUUAAGCAAUAUCCAGUCAGCAUCAAACGAUUCCAAUUUACCUUCGCAAUUAGCCAGUCGCGACGAAUAUGAUGAUAAAAACUUGGGUACAAAAACUGCUGCAACGUCUAGUCAACUUUCCAAACGAGGAGGAAGCGCAAAAGAAACAGAUCCAUUGAUAACGAAGCGUAGUGACGUUUGA